This is a messenger RNA of Hyposmocoma kahamanoa, 8783 nucleotides long. RefSeq lists its product as uncharacterized. The record is from RefSeq and is a predicted model, not a curated record. Gene Ontology annotation, molecular function: guanyl-nucleotide exchange factor activity. NCBI's taxonomy places the organism in Eukaryota, Metazoa, Arthropoda, Insecta, Lepidoptera, Cosmopterigidae. The coding region runs from base 167 to 7075 and encodes 2302 amino acids. The transcript has 11 exons.
CGUGGGGAGACGUCGUGCGUGAUUCCCGCUUUCGCUGCUCCACGCGAAUUUAUCGCGAUGUCUUUUUGUUUAUCAACGAUUUAGUGUUUGGUGACAAAGAAAACAAGCAAUGUGUUCCCUUUUAGUUAUGAAGAUGUAAAGUUCGUUAAGUAAAGUGCUUAAGAAGAUGGACGGUGCGAAUGCUGACUCAGAUCAUUCUAUGAAUUGGGAGGAUUUUUUCGGUAGUACAACAGAUCUUACACCAACGCUCAUCGGUAUAUACGAUUCGUUAUUGGAGCCGAAAAGCUUAAGACCCGAACCCGAUCCAUUGGAGACAGCAAAAGAUGCUCGAAACGAUCCACCUGUACCCAACAGCAACUUAAACAUGAAGGAAAAAGCAAAUGAUAACGCGGUCAAUGAUAUCACAAAUGAAACAAAUACCGACACUAUGAAACUUUUGGAUAAUUCUGGGACAAGUGUAACUAAUAUCAAAUUGGCAAAUACAAGUGCUUUAUAUUCAUUGAAUUUCAAAAGUAAUCAAAACGUUGGUAACAAAUGCGAUCUUACCAGUGAUCAGAACAGUGCGUCAGUGCAAAAACUCAGGACGUUUAGAGAUGUUAAGAACGAAACUGCGUUCGGAAAUCUAUCUCCAAAUGUUAAACGGAUGAUAUCAGGUGCAACAGAGACAACGACAGUAAAAUUCCAGAAGAAGACUGUUAGCACUGGAAGAUCUUCCAUGAGACAUAAGUCUAACAUCCCAUUAGUUGGAGCUACGUCAAAAAUCUCCCAGUCAGGUGUCCAGAUUUUACCAUCAAUGGAAAUCUAUGAUCAACCAUGCAGCUUGAAAAGUUUUGGCAAGAUUAAAACUGAAGAAAAGGAAUCUCCCAAAAAGGUAGCUCCAAUAAAACUAGAUUUCAAAAUCGAUGAAGUACAAACUUACGAUGUCCCAACAAACAAUAAGCCGUUGGUAUACGACGUACCUAAUGCCAACAAAACUGCUUUUGAAUCUCUAUCUUUACCAUACAUAGAUCAGUCAAUCGAAUUGUCAAUCACAUCCAAUGAUAGAGAGUUUGAUAUAAAAUUGUCUUCCAAAGACAAUUCGCCCGUAAAAAUGGAAGUUAAAUCACAAAUUCCUGCCAAAAUACCUAAGAUUAUUAAUGGUGGUACAAAUAGCUUGCACAGAAAAGAUUUUGAGUCUCCAUCAAAACAAUUAUCGAAAACUGAACCAUAUCCCGAAGUAGUAGGGUCGACAGGGAAUCUGAAAUCUUCAGAAAAGGAGGUUAUAAGAUUGAAUCCUCCAGUUGAAGUAUCAAGACCUCUUUCUAUGAGUUCGAUCGCAUCCUCAAGUUCGACUUCUAGUAGUGGUGUUCAAAACAAAGGAGUGAAUUCUGCUUAUUUGGCUUCGAUCGAGAGUUUGGAUGAUCACAGUGAUGCAGACUUGACGUCGGCAAAUGGGAGUAACAAUUUUGUUAACAAUGCUGGUAUAUCGAACAAUGUUUCUGCCGAACGACGCUCGGAAAGUCCACGUCAUCAAACAAUGGACGAGAUGUCCGGGCUGUCGCAACUAGAACGAGUGUGUGCAGAGAUAGUGCAAACUGAAAACGUGUAUGUGGAAGACCUUAGACAGGUCAUUGAGGGCUACCUCCACGAGUGGCGACGAGAGGCAACCUUUUCCGAUGACGAGCUUUCUGAACUCUUUAACAACAUCGAAGAAAUCUAUACUUUUAACAGAUCCCUCUGCGAAGAACUAAACAGCUGUAAUCUAGAUGCGACAUGCAUAGCUCGCUGUUUUGUUAACAACACUACUGGCUUCGCGGUGUACACUUCAUAUUGCACUGGUUAUCCCCGUACCAUGGAGCAAUUGGCCGCUUUAGCGUCGAAGACACAUAGUGCACGGGAGUUCAGAGAACGACAGAUGGCGUUGGGCCAUCCGCUACCCCUUGCUUCUUACCUGUUGAAGCCGGUUCAGCGAAUUUUGAAAUAUCAUCUCUUGUUACAGAAUGUAGUGAAGCAGUGCGCUUCUCGCGAGACAGAGUACGCGUUGCUUAAGAUGACAGGCAUCGCUCAACAUAUCGACGAUAUGAAACGCAGACACGAACACGCAGUCCGUGUGCAGGAGAUCCAGUCACUCUUGUACGGUUGGAAUGGCCCGGAUUUAACUACGUACGGAGAAUUGUGUGCCGAAGGUACAUUCAGAGUGUUCGGCGCAAAGGCGAUGCGGCACGCCUUCCUCUUCGAUAAGAUGCUGCUAGUUACGAAGAACAGGGAAGACGGCAUUCUCGCAUACAAGACGCAUAUCAUGUGCAACAACAUGAUGCUAGUCGAAUCAAUAGCGGGCGCUCCUCUCUCAUUCCACGUGAUCCCGUGGGAUGCGCCGCGCGCGCAGCUUACCUUGCAGGCGCGGUCGCCGCGUCACAAACGAGAGUGGACUCUACUAUUGAAACGCGUGAUCUUGGAAAACUACAAUGCUGUUAUUCCAUCUCACGCAAGACAGCUUGUUAUGGAGCUCGGCCAGAACAAAACUGACGAUGACAUACUGGCAGAGAAAUCACACAACUUGAUAACGCAAGCAUCGAUGAGAAAACAACUGUCAGCCCCCGAAUAUCUCGAGAAACGAAAACUGGAGCGAGAAAGAAGAAAAUCAUUCGAAAACGGGCUCAGAGCUCGUUUGAAGAAAGUGAAUAGAAAAUACACCGUACCCAAUUCACAGACUGAAACUCAAGAAUGUGACUGUGUUCAAGUCUCGGUCGAAAAAGGUACAGACUAUACUUGUGAUAACUGCUACAUGGAUUUAUGUUCAGAUUGUGAAAUUGAGCUCAAUAAGGAUAAUACAGACAAAUGUGUUUGUGUUGAUAACGAUAAAUGUCCAGAUUGUGACAGAUCUUUGCAUUAUAUAGAUGCUGGUAGUACAGAGCGUUUAGAAAGAAAACAAAGUUGUAAAUGUUCGGAUUUCAAGUCUUCCCAAGAAAGUUUCAGUAAAGAAUUCACUAAUUCUCUUAAUAAGACUCGUGGCUAUCAUUCUUCUGAUAACAUAGUUGGUUAUACAGAAAGCAUUAAAACUAAAGAUGAUCUGAGUGAGACUAAUAACUCCUUAUUAAAUGUAAGGAACAUUCCUAAGACUUGCCUCAAGUGCGCGAAAAUCAAAGAAAAUAUACCCGUAGCUGAUACUGUAGGCGCAUCACGUGUUAGAAAAUCCAGAUGUAACGAAAGUGAUAAAUAUAGGAUUGAUGGAACAAGAUCUAAAUCUAAGGAUGAUCCUCAUAGAUCUAAACUGUCCAAAAUAGGAACUUGGAGAAGAAAAUCUGAACCUGGUUUGCAACAAAACAAUAUUGUUGUUAAAAAAUCUCAAGACAGUGAUGGCGAAAGAAAUGACAAAGGUAAUGAAAAAAUUGAAUUCGAGUGUCGUAAUUGUGGUUCAAAUAAAAUAACAAGAAAAGUGAAAAUAAACGAGACAGCUAUAAUUUCCGAUCCUGAAGUGGAUGGUAGAAAGAGAGACCAAAUACGGAAUAUUGAAAUCAAAAUGUAUAAUACUAAAAACAUACCAAAGAAAAUUUAUAAAUUGAAAAAGAAUAGAACAAAAGGAUUCCGAGCUGGAGCCGAUACUACGGCGAAAUUUUACGCUGAUUUUUCUACAGAUGUGUCUACUGAAAACAUUUUACAUAUAUCUGAAUCUAAUGAUAGUUUGAAUGUUGACAAAACAAAAGACAAUUCGCAGAGUUCGGAUUUACCAGAUUCCAUAAGCAAAGACGAAGAUAUUGAUGAUGAAACUUAUAAAAAAUUGAUUGAGAAAACUGAUUCAUUUAAAAAGAAUGAAUUGGAAAAAGGUAAGUAUUUAAACAAACAGAAAGUUAUAAACGAGGGAUCAGAAGCUGAGGAAAGAAAUGAAGAAGAAAGAACAAAGGAAGUCCAAGAAACUUUUGGAGAGGCAGAACAACCAUUAGAACAGAUCAUAUCGCAAUUAUUAAUGCAGAAUCGGGAAUUUCAAAAGUUGCUUAAGAAACAACAGUUAAGGAAUAGUGCUCAAAGAAGACACCAGAGACUACUCAAGUCACAUUCGACUCCUGAACCGACUAUUUUAACUAGAAACUCUGAUUCUUUAAAAGUAAGACCUAAAUACGUUCGACAAAUUUCUGAACAUACAGAAUUGAAAACAACAGAAGAAAAUGAUGAGCAAGACAAAGAUACUUCAAAUUCUACAAACGAUUUAAAUGAUCUGAAGGAAGAAGACCACAUUUAUGAAACUUUAAGAGUGGAAACUAAAUUCGACGAUACUUUACAGAACGACAACCAAGUACAACAUAUUUCUCAUAUUGAAGGACCUAAGAGACACCUAUCACCACCAAAACUUCCACAUAGUUCAGCAGAUGCUCUUGUUAAUGGUCCCGAUUCCGAUUACGUAUAUCUUUCAUUUGAUAAACUUAAUAAUCAAUGUAAUGAAAGUAUUUACGACGUACCAGUAAAAUCGCCCGAGAAACUUGAAAAUAGAAAAUCUUCAGAUUACUACGUCACAAUGGAAAACCAAGGCCCAUCUGUAAAUGAUGAAAGUUUAUAUGAUAAUCUUGUCGAAGUUUGCAGACGAAAGAAAGACGUACCUAGUAACUUACCCGGUGAAUAUUUACCUAUGAGCUCAGACCAACAAAGCCCAAACACACCUGAGAUUUGGUUGAGUAGACAGAAGGAACAUUUCAAUGUAUCGAGAGAUAGAAAGUCAGGAUCUCUUCCAAGAAGUUUUCAAGUAGUUACGAGUAACCAGGAAGAAAAUGGCUUAAGCACAUUUAAAUGUAAACCUAACAGUAACAGCAAGACUUAUUUAAACAGAGAGGGAAAAGUUCUAAGUAUCGAUAGGCCGUUUACAAUUGCAUCCGAUCAAAGUGAGAUAAGUUACGAUGAUGUGGAAAACUAUAUGACCGAUGGAGAUAUACUUAAAUUUAAUAAAAAAUCCAAUGAAGGUGAUUUUGGGCAAAAUAUAAGUCAAUCCACUUUAGAACUAGAAGAGGAAAUUGACAGAUGCUAUAAAAGCAACUUCGAAGAUGUCAAUUUGGAUAAAAAUAAGAAUGAAAACUUGUUAACAGUUUCUCAACCCAAUUUGAACACUUCUGCAACAUCUUCUUGUGAAGUAUUGCCAUUAGAGCGCAGUGAAGAUAAAAAAAACCCAAGUCAUAUUCAUCCGGAACAUAAAAUUUACAAACCAACCAGUAACAUGUUGUCUCUUAAAAAUGUACUUAGUAGAUUUAGGAACCGGAAUCCAAAUAAAAAUGCUGAAGAUACUGAGAUAAAUGACAACGAUGAAAGUAGCCCUGAAAGUGUUAAAUCUGAUGUAAAAAGUCCCUCAAAUGAAAAGAAAUCUGCUUUAAAUCCAAGAAGUUACUCAAAGAAUUUGCUACAAAGAUUCAGAAGCAUUAUAGGAGAUGAACACUCCGACGAUAAUCAAAAUAAACAAAACCUUCAUAAAGCUAAAUCUGUUGAUGAUUCACAGUCCAACUUACCUAAAACUGACAUUAAAGUCGUUAUAACGUCUAUUGAAGUCAGUCCCACUACAUCUACUAUAGCCUAUUCUGGAGUUGAGUGUUUAACUCAAAGUGUGUAUGAGCAUAGUACACUGAUUGAGAGUCAAAAUGAAAAAAAUAAUCUUGAAAUUUUAUCACAUAGUUGUGAUGAUAUAGCAAAACGAUCAGAGGUAUUGCCAACUUUUGAAAAAAGGGCUAGUCUAGUUACAACUAUUUCCAGUAGUUUUGGUAGUAAUACUUCUCCGUCUAAAUCUAACAAUAGCUCAUAUCAGGCAUUAAAUAAAUUGCCAAUUUACAUGCAAGGAAGCAAAUGUUUAGGAGCUCGUAUAGCGCAAUCAGACUAUGCCGAUCCAACGACUUUGAUGGCAGAAAAAAGUCUUCUGAAAAACAUAAAUGUACUUAUUAAUAAAAACGCAGUCCGACCGGAUAGUUUGUUUUCGAAUUCAUCAUUUGUAACUUCGUCUAGUGAAGGAGCGUAUAUAGAAAGUCAGAAUAAGACAACUGACAAUCAAAGCACAGUAAAAAAAGAAAAUUCAUCCGGUUCCUCGACACAAAUGAUUUCGGAUGAAAGUUUCUACGAAAAGUCCUUUGAAAAAAUCGAACAAGUGAUAGAUGAAGAUGUUUUUAGAGAUUCAGCGGUAUAUUCUGACCAAGAUGACACUGAAGAUGGUAAAACUGAUUCUAGUAAAGAAAACAAAGUUAUAAAUAAAACUGUUACUAGAAUCGAAAGUCUUAAGAAGAAUAUUUCGUUUCAAGCCCAAAAAGUCACUAUUACUUGUUCAAGUAAUGAAAGAAACACUAUGCCAACAAGACUAACUUGUUCUACGAAUAAAAAUCAACAACAUAAUACAGAAAAACCUCAAAAUUCUAAACUUAUUAGACCCAAAGUAGCACCACCUGUUCCUGUAAAACCAAAAAUAUCUAGUAUUCCUACUACUUAUCAGAAUAAGAGUUACAUACACCGGAAUAGCAACUUAUUGAAGAGCCAUGAAACUUCUACAUCUACUGAAUCUGUUGGUACUAAAACUGUUAAACGUAGUUUUAGUGCAAAACCAAGCAUUGCUCGAUGUGUGUCUACUCCUACUGACGAAGCUAAAAGUAAUAUCAAAACUACAGGUAUCGAAAUCAAAGAAACUGAAUCAUCUGAAGUAGACGGAGUUCAAAUAAAACCUCAAGUAAAUAACAACAUACAAAUAAAACGCCUAAGCUUCGAAAGAGCAAGUCUCGAUUCUGCAACACGAAAAAUUAAAACAACUGAAAAGAGAUCUUCUAUAGAACCUCCGAAAAUAACCACAAAGUCAGUCUUAGAAAGAAGAAUGGAAAUUGAACAAAUGGCAAAAACUCAAAUAGUGAAACCAACUCCAAGUACGAAAAAAACAGUUCCGAUAAAUAAGCCUAAAUCUAUUACUACCAAGGUUGCUAAUUUUGAAAGAAGUGUUAGCGACAGUGGAAAAAGAGAUAUCAAAAAUGUUGAUACAAGUGUGGAUAAAAAUAUUCCCGGUAACAGCAUUAUUAUGGAACAGAAAGAGGCAAACGAAGUAGAUCCAAAAGAAAGCUGGGUUAAACAAGUUGUGAACAAAUUCCAAUGAGCUUCUAAAAGUGAUAUGAAUUGCAUUUAAAUAUGAAAUGAUUCCGUCGAACUUUUGUACUCCACUUUUUAAUAUCCACCGUGAAAAUUAUGCGGUUUCGUGUACUUUAUAAUGUAUUUGAUGUGGAAGUGUAUGAUUGUCAAUUUGUUUAUUUGAAAGUACUUUCAAAUGUACGUUCUUAUGCGAGUAAUCAUUAGCAUUAUUAACACACCACAAAAUAAAUUAUAAUAUUGUCGUACACCCUUAGGCGUUGCGCAAACGUGUGUCUUGUUGGAUACAUGCACAACCGGCAACUAAUAUUCUAUGCGAAUAUUCUAAUUUCAUAUAAAUGCUGUUGUGUCGAAUUUAUAUAAAUUGUAUAAAGCGAAUAUUCGCUUCUAUAAAAGUUUGCCGGUUGUUUGUAUCCAACACAAGACACAUGUUUGCGAAGCCUUACUCCUCUAUAUGUGCAGCUAAAUAGUUUUGUGUGGUCUCUUUUAAAUUUCGUAUUUGUAUUAAUUUUUAUUUGAACCUGAUGUGGAAUUGAUUUUAGAAUUUGUGAAUGUGUUAUUUAUUGGUUUAUCAAUGGAAUUAAUGUAUGUUUAUAAAAGAUAAAAAAUCCAUUAGUGCGUCCACAUGGUAUUGUAAAUAUUUUUUUUAGUGCCAUAAACAAAAUAUAUUUUGGCAGUGUAUUAAUAUUACGUAGAGUGUUCAGCAAUAAUUAUAAUUUACUUCGGCUGGCAAGUAAAACAUUGAUUUUGCUAUUUUGCUAAAAAAGAAUUAAUUUCUUGUACUGACUACUAGAAAGUUUCAAGGUAACUUGUUAUACGAGUGAGUGCACACCAUAAACUUUCUGCGAGUCAAACAAUGAGUAAAAGUCCAUCUUUUAAGAAUGGAAUUAACUUACCAAUUUUGAACCGACAAUAUAGUCCUUGGUGUGUAUUCGCAUUAAGACACAUUAAAUGUAAAAUAGGCGCUUAUUUUUACUAAUAUAUUUAUAUAAAACGUGCCAUCAAAGUCGAUAGACGUUUAAAAAAAUAUUUUUGUGCAAUUUGACAAGCGAUUUACUUAAAAGUAUUUAUUUUUUAGUUGUCAUAUAAGUUUUUGUUGUGUAGCUACUAACACCAAAAACUAGUUUUGUUUUAGUAUUAUUUUCUUACUAAUUUUAUUAAAUAUGUUGCAGUAUAUUUUUAGUAUGCACAAUUAACAUUUACUCUUCAAAAUUUCACUUCAAGUUACUAUUCAUAAUUACCUAUUCUAUUCGAGUUUACUUAUUCGAGUUAGAAUUAACUAUUCAUAGUCGCACAAUCUUAAAUAGUUUAUGAAUAUUUUUGAUAAUAUCAGGAAGUUAUUAUAAUAUUAAGGCUAACAUUUUUAAAUACUUAAUUGAAGGAGACUGUUAGUUCGUUAAGAUUUUUUGCCCUAACACAUCCAUUUAAGAAAAAAAUAUAGGAAAAUCUAACCUUAAUUAUAAACACUGCUUUUGUUCUUACAACAGUUUUUAAUAACUAAUUUAUGUUACGUUGUAUACUUAAAAAUUUGGACCCAAAGUUAUUUCUUGUGGAACUCCAUAUUUUAUUUGGUUUUUGCAUUCACUUUUACAAGGGAUAGCGUACGAUAUUUAUAAAAGCAAUAAUAUAAACGACAAAUAGUGAUAAAAAUAACAUAGAAAUUGAGAUUAAAUAAUAUAUAUAAUUUAAAUCUAUGUCAGUACUCAAGGUCAAAUGCA